This is a messenger RNA of Alternaria viburni, 780 nucleotides long. RefSeq lists its product as uncharacterized. The coding region runs from base 1 to 780 and encodes 259 amino acids. The transcript is spliced from 2 exons. Lineage: Eukaryota; Fungi; Ascomycota; Dothideomycetes; Pleosporales; Pleosporaceae. The record is from RefSeq and is a predicted model, not a curated record.
AUGCGCUGGGUGCCUCGGUCCAACAAGGGCGUUGGUGACGGCGGAUACGGCAAGGUCUACGUCGGCCUCAACGAGACGCCUUUCUCUUGGAAAAAGAUCGUCUUCGAUGACAACUGGGCCAGUAUCUCAAAAGGCAAGAGAAAGGAAGCUAUCAAGCAAGAAUGGACGAACGCAUUCGAAGAGAUGGACGUCGCUGGCGUCACCAAGAAGAGAAGCGCCACGAUCGGUGAGAUCACGAGCUCGCCCAACAAAAAAAUCAAGCUCAUCGACGUCAACUCCAUCAUUCGAUCAUGGAUGAGGGGCGGGGUACUCUCCAGCAAGUAUCUCGAAUGGGUAGGCAAGGACCUUCGUGGCCGCAAAGGCCUGAAACAUGCGCCACCAGUCCAACUACUACGCGAAAUGGCGGAGUAUAGGAGCACCCUCGUACCAACGGUGAGCGUCUUCGGCUUCUGGGGUUGGUGGAGGUUCGCGAAGGACAAUUCGCGCAAGGAAAUUGCCGCAGAGAUGGAGGGAGUUAGACGAGCAGAGGAGCUGCGACUCCAGAAAAAAUAUCUUCAUGGUGAUGAAGAUGAGGAGAGCAAGAUUGACGAGAGUGUAGGGACCGAGGUCGAUGGAGGUGCAGCGGGCGAGGGGGGUGCAGAUGAUGCUGGCGAGGUGGAGGCUGAAAUUCAGAGGUCGUUCACAGACCUGUUCAUGCCAAAGGAACACCAGGAGAGAAUUAGGGCUACAUCAAGCAUGUGGGACAGUGCCAGAAAGGAGCUGGCAAGCCUCCAGGAGUAG